GUCCGCGACGACCGUUCACGACGCGCCGUUGCUGCAUUGCGCGUUCGUUGACUCAUCUCGUAUUAUACCAUUAUUAACCGCUCUGCGACGGUGCUUCGGUGUUAUCAAGCGCGCGCCUACCGCAUCGCGUACCGUAACUGUGUUCCUCGCGCGCUCGCCGCGGUGUCGUCGUACGUUACCGUUUUCGUGCGCUCGCGACAGUAAUCGUCACGGGCGGGGACGUCGCGUUCGGUGUUUGGUGGUUUUCAUGAUUUUUUUUUUUUCGAUUUUUUCCCUUUUCGCAGUGAUAUCCCAGAGCCCGCCGAAAUCCAUUAUCGCCGGUCGAACGUUACACCGAUUUUCCGUCGUCGCCGUCCCCCUACCCGUUCGUCUCUAAAUGCUGUCGACAAGUCGCGGUCCGUCGCGUUACCGUCCUGUUCCCGUCGCAAACGCCGCAUCCGUCACCCGUCCGUCGUCCGCACGUCACGGACUCCCGACGUUCCCGCGCACGUCCUAGCCGCGGUGCGUUCGGUUUCCCGUCCGUUCCGCCGUCGCGUUUCCGAGUCGUGACAAUAAUUGUUGCGACCGCGGACGGCUGCGAGCAGAUUCCGAAAAAGGCGUUUCUCCCCGACCGAUUUCACGAGUUGUGAUGAGACCACAUGAGGGCAAUUACGAGGUCGAUUGUCCAGUGGACUCCAAUUACUGUGGUGAUUCGGACGAGGAAGAAGACCCAGAACGAUUGUUAGACGUUUGGCUCGGUGAAUUGGACUCGUUAGCCUCGGGUUUGGAUAAAAGUCCGUCGAAGCCAGUCGAUAAUGUUACUUUGAAAGCACCUAACGCCACAGACAUAGCUGGUCAACGCAUGGACUCUUAUCGAUUCUCAAUGGCGAAUUUAGAAGAUACUCAAGAUGUUGAUUUGGAUGCCGUGUUGGGAGAGCUGUGUGCGUUAGAAUCCCAAUACCAAAGUACGAGUAGCUUAUUGGAUUCGGAAAAAAUCGAUUCCAAUUCAAUAAACAGGAUGUCGAAUUCAAAUCAAUCGGGAACAGUGGUAAGAACCGAUAGUCCGGACAAUGAUUCCGCGUUUUCGGAUUGCGUAUCGUUAUUGUCAAGCAGUGAGAGUUCAGCUUCCAGCGGCACUACCAAUCACUCUGGAAACAAAGAGUCGUCAAAAGCUGAAAAAAUUCGUUUAGCUCUGCAGAAGAUGAAAGAAGCUAGCGUGAAAAAAUUGUUCAUCAAAGUGUUCAACGACGACGGUGGAGCAAAAUCACUACUAGUCGACGAGGGCAUGCGCUGUAGUUAUGUCAUGAGAUUGUUGGCUGACAAACACCAUAUUAAUCUCGGACCACGCUGGGGACUCGUCGAACAUCUGCCGGACCUUCAUAUGGAACGCGUUUACGAAGAACACGAGUUGCUGGUAGACAAUCUAAUGUUGUGGACUCGGGAUUCUAAAAACCGUUUACUGUUUGUCGAGCGACCUGAGAGGACGUUGAUAUUCGAAAAUCCAUCGCUAUUCAACACCAACCAACAGUCGCUCAGUCACGCAACUAAUAACUUUGCCCAAGAAUACUUUUGCAACGGUGGACUACCGAGCGUUGAGGGGCCGCUGUACAUAAAAGCGGACUCGAGGAAAGGUUGGAAAAAAUACUACAGCGUCCUAAGAGCGUCGGGACUGUACUAUUACAAGGACAAGACGUCGAGGUCGCCCAAGGACCUCAUAUGCCUGGCCACGUUCGACGUGAACCAGGUGUACUUCGGCGUGGGCUGGAAGAAGAAGUACAAGGCGCCCACGGAACACUGUUUUGCGAUCAAGCACCCGUGCCUGCAGCAGCCCAAGUCGACCAAGUACAUUAAGUACGUGUGCGCGGAGGACGAGCGCACGUUGCACAAGUGGAUGUCGGCCAUACGGAUCGUAAAGUACGGGCAACAGCUGCUGGAGAACUACGAGUCGGCGCUGAUCGGUGGUGGUGUGGCGGUGGACUCGGUGGACGGGGUCGGCAAUAGUGGCCGGCAGACGUCGGCUCGCGGAGCCGGGGGCGCGACUACCAGCGGUAUGAUGAUGGUGGAGGAUAUUGAGAGCGGGCUGUCCGACUCGGGCUCAUCUUCCGGUUGCGACGUGGCGUUCGAGUCCGAUUACCCGCCGUGCGGCACCAUCAAGCGCAAACCGCCCAAGUUGCCGCUGACGGCCACCACGCGACAGCUGACGUGCUCCAUGGUGGUAGACGGCAGUUCGUCGGUGGCUACGGCCGCCGCCGCCGCGGCCUCAGCCACCCCGAGCGCGCCCGCGAACCAACAGCUCCAAAAACCGGUCAAGUCGGUCAAGUUCGCCAUCGCUGACCACUACUACCACCACCAUCACCAGCAGCAGCAACAUCAUCACCUGCAGCAGCACCAGCAACAGCAGCACCAACAGCAUCACCACUACGGCCAUCACCGCCGGACGCCCAGCUACGACGAGUCGCUACCGCCUCCGCCACCGGAGCUGUUGGUGGACGACGAGGACGGCGAGCCCGACGACCAGGACAUCCUGAACGUGAUGCCGCCGCCGCCGCCUAAGCUGCUCUCGCCACCUAGCACCGCGUUCCUGGCCGACCUGCAUCGCGUGGUGCGCAAGAAGUGGCAAGUGGCGCAGAAGUGCAAGCUCGACACGGUGACCACACCGCACGAAGUGCUCGGAUUCCGGGACCCCGCCGCCGCCAACAGCGAUUCCGCGGACGCCGGUUCGUACAGCCGCGAGGCGAACGUCAGCAACUGGGUGGCUGAGCACUACGGGCCCAACAACCUGUACGAGAACGUGUAUCCAGUCAACGGGGAUCGUCGGUCGGCCGCCAGCCCGUCGCCUCCGCCUCCGCCUCCGCCGCCCACCAGGCUGUCCACUGUGGCCAACGCUGCGAUGGCCUGCGCGAUGCUCAAGAAGAGACCUCCUCCGCCACCGCCCCCGAGGUCGGAGAAGACGCAGCUCACCACCGUCGUAUCGUAACGGGCCGUUCGUUCGUUCUUCUACUUCUUCCGUCGUUUAUUAUUUAUUUCCAUUUUUUUUUUUUUUUUAUACUCGUUAGUUUUUCACUUGCUUGGUUUUUUCACGUGUCCUCAGCGGCGAACCGCCAAUUGGUUGCUUGGAACGUAGACGCCAUUAGUAGGCGACAUAUGUUAUAAAGGCUAGAUAAAUAAUGUAUUUCUAUUUUAUAAAAAUAUUAUAAUAAUAUUAUUAUAGAUAUAUAUAUAUAUAUUUUUUUUUUAUGCAAAUUAUAUGUACUAGCCAAUAUGAUAUCACAACUAUGUACAUUACAUUUAGCGUUGUUGCUUUACAUCCAUUUGUGUAACCGAAUUGUUCUAUACUAUUGAUAAUUGUUAGAUAUUAUAUUUAAAUUUAUGAUUAGUUAGUAGGCUUUAAUGAUGAUAGCGUCUUAGUUAAUUGUGGGAGAAAAAACAUUUACUUACUAUUAAGAGACAUGUUCUAUUAACGGUCUUUUUGUAAUACAAUUAUUGUGUUCCGUUUCAUGGAGCGCCUCAGACGUCCAACAGGGUGGAUCACAGUGUCCUGCCCUACUGCCUCCUCCAACGUUUUUCACGUUUAUUAUUUAUAUAUAUAUUUUUUUUUUAUGAAUAAUGUUACUAAAAGACUGUAUUUUUUGUGUUAAUA
Sipha flava (yellow sugarcane aphid) is the source of this 3619-nucleotide messenger RNA. RefSeq names its product amyloid beta A4 precursor protein-binding family B member 1-interacting protein-like. The transcript is spliced from 9 exons. The coding region runs from base 629 to 2956 and encodes 775 amino acids. Lineage: Eukaryota; Metazoa; Arthropoda; Insecta; Hemiptera; Aphididae. The record is from RefSeq and is a predicted model, not a curated record. Gene Ontology annotation, biological process: signal transduction.